Molecule: messenger RNA, 665 nt
Organism: Adelges cooleyi (spruce gall adelgid)
Lineage: Eukaryota; Metazoa; Arthropoda; Insecta; Hemiptera; Adelgidae
Exons: 4
Coding region: 90-647 (185 amino acids)
Source: RefSeq, a predicted model, not a curated record
UAUUUAUUUAUAAUGAAGAAAAAAAUGAUGAGCAUUACAAAGUUUUCAUUUGUUUUCAAUACAAGCAAGUUGUCUAACGCAAAAAUAAAAUGGCCAUCCGUUUUGUCAUCAUACCGUGGUUAUUCGUUUUAUUGCCAACUUUUUAUAGUUUUACUUAUCAUAGGGUUCUUCGGCCAAAUUUACCGGUAGGAGAAUACAAAUUAAAAUACAAAGCUGCACAUGCUUGCAACGAAACCGCCAACUAUUUGAUAGACCACAAAUUAUACUUGUACAGAGUUUCCCAGAACCGAACAGAAUUAAGAGGAAACAUAACGUUAAAAAUUCCUUUCGACGAUACCUUAUUUUUCGAUAUAAAUAUGGCUGUUCUAAGUAAAAUCGGAGGAUGGAAAGAUAACGCGUACGUUUACCGCACUGGAAAAGCUUGUUCGACGUUGAAUUUUUUCAUGGGACCAACGUGGGAUGAGUACAUGGGCCUAUACGUGAUGCAUGGUUUUGAUCUAUCAGAAGUAUACAGAUGGCGCUUCCCGAAAGAGUUUUUUUAUGGGACAUACAAAUUUCGAUUGGCCUAUACCGAUAGCAAAGAUGUAGUUGUUGGUUGUUUGUAUGUGAUUGUUGACGUAUUACGACCGUGGGAAGAUUCUUAUUGAUACAAAAUCAAAAAAAAA